Molecule: messenger RNA, 1103 nt
Organism: Macadamia integrifolia
Lineage: Eukaryota; Viridiplantae; Streptophyta; Magnoliopsida; Proteales; Proteaceae
Product: protein arginine N-methyltransferase 2
Exons: 3
Coding region: 54-1037 (327 amino acids)
Cellular component (GO): cytoplasm; nucleus
Molecular function (GO): protein-arginine N-methyltransferase activity; protein binding
Source: RefSeq, a predicted model, not a curated record
CCAAAGUUUCCCUAGUGCUGCGCGACUGGGUGAGGGUACAGCAAUUAACGGGAAUGGAGGCAGGAGAGGAGCUGUGCGAGGCGGCGAGGUCGGGUGACUUAGCCAAAGUUGAUGCUCUGAUAGACGCUGGCGCCGAUGUAUCGUAUUUCGACGGAGAAGGCCUCACUCCACUAAUGCACGGAGCGAAGCACGGCCACGCCAACAUAGUGAAGGCUCUGCUCGCAGCUGGCGCACCAUGGAACGCCCUCUCUCCUUCAAACGUCACGGCCGGUGACUUCGCCAUGGAUUCUGGCCAUCAGGAAGCAUUCGACGCUCUUCUCAACGCAGGCAUUCAAGCUGAGUUGGUCUUGGGUACAAUUGCAAGGGCUGCAAAAGAAGAUGGUGAUUCUGACAGUGACUACCUGGAAGAUAGGGUUACUUUUAGUGAGGAUAAGUUGAUGGACUCCAAUAGCAAAGCAAUCAUGAUGGCUUGGGAGAAGCCAUUGAUGGAGGCUCAUGCAAAGGCUAUUUGCUCUGGAGGUGGGCAUAUUUUGAACAUUGGAUUUGGAAUGGGCCUUAUAGACACAGCUAUUCAGCAGUACGCACCAGUUACACAUACAAUUGUUGAAGCUCACCCUGAGGUCUAUGAUCGAAUGCUUUGUACUGGGUGGGGAGAGAAGGACAAUGUAAAGAUAAUAUUUGGUCGCUGGCAAGAUAUUCUCUCACAACUUGAAUCUUAUGAUGGCAUAUUCUUUGACACUUAUGGUGAGUACUAUGAAGACAUGAGGCAAUUUCACCAGCAUCUUCCUACAUUGUUAAAGCCUGGAGGAAUCUACUCAUUCUUCAAUGGCCUUUGUGGUGGUAAUGCUUUCUUCCAUGUUGUUUAUUGCCAGUUGGUUUCUCUAGAACUAGGAAAUUUGGGUUACUCCACCCAGUUCAUUCCUUUGCCCGUUAAGGAUUGCUUGGGCGAGGAAGUCUGGGAGGGUGUGAAACACAAAUAUUGGCAGCUAGAUACAUAUUAUCUACCUGUUUGUCAAUCUUCUCAGGAUUCUGAAUAAUGUUUGGAUUAAGAUCAUAAUGUUCUCCUUUCUUCCACCAAGAGUUUAAAUGGACUUUUGAGACUA